Molecule: messenger RNA, 1893 nt
Organism: Lachancea mirantina
Lineage: Eukaryota; Fungi; Ascomycota; Saccharomycetes; Saccharomycetales; Saccharomycetaceae
Source: the annotation of a GenBank genome assembly
AUGGGAUCCAGGGAAAGUAGUGUGGACUCAGAUCUUGAAAGAGAUCGCACAACUGAUGCUUCGAGUUGUGAAAGCGAUGAUAACCAGCAAAGUUCAAGACGUAAUAGUUUGAACGAGGGCACCGAUAGCGGAUCAGAAACCGAGUCGUUGAUUGGCGGUUCAACAGUGGUGGGUCACCAGAAAAUUAAGAAAGUGAAACGCCGACCACAUACUAUUUAUGAUGAAAGUGAAGACGAGGGUAGUUCCGAUAAAGAAGAAUUGCCGGACAUUCAGGACAGCCAAGAGGUGGAUAAACACAACCAUCGCAUUUUUACCUUCAAUCUCCCUUUCGGAGGCAAAAAUUUGCUUCCCACUUCUCCGCUCAGUACGCUUAAGAACACAUUACUGCCGCGUCAUAAGACGCAGGGAGUCAAGAAGAACGAGGACAAACUACGAAAGUACAAUCGAAAAGAAAUCAAGGAAAAACUUGUACGGCAGGAAACAAUCACGUCCAUCGAAGAAUUGAAGCUUUUUCAAGAUGAAAAGGGAAUUGACAACGUUAGGGCCAUGGCUGUAAAGAGGGUUUUUGCGCCGGAAGCUCUAUUUCAUACUAUCAGAGGACUUUCGAUAAACCCCAAUCAAACCACACACGAUGGUUACUCUAAAGCGAGGAUAGAGACUAUAUGGGAAGAGCUCGAAGGGGAUAUUGUUAUUCUUGGCGGAUACAGGGGCAGUAUUUUGCGGGAUGUGGAGACGAAGCGGAGGGCAUGGAUUCCGAUACGAGCCGGAUUGAAUAUCAGGAAAGUAGAUUUACUGAUAGGUCCCAGGGAUGAAGAUGAAUUCGAAACGCAAAAACACAUUUAUCCCGACGGCAUGUUGACGCAUCUAGGGCCAGUGGACGUGGCAAGCAGGCUUAUUAAACGAUUGAGAAAUAAUCCACGAGUUAACAUCGAAGACUUUGGUUUUGAUUGGAGACUCUCGUUAGACAUACCGGCCAAGCAGCUUGCAGAAAAAUUACAAGACAUUCAUCGCAAGCAAAGAGUAAAAAGGGGGACUUACAUUAUUGCGCAUUCUAUGGGAGGCCUUAUUGCCCACAAAGUGCUUCAAGAGCAUACAAGCCUGGUUCGAGGAAUCAUUUACGUCGGUGCACCCAGUCAAUGCCCGAACAUUUUAGGCCCACUAAGGUUCGGAGAUGAAGUCAUUUUCAAUAAAUCCAUUUUAAGCGCCGAAGCUAAUUUUUUCAUGAGAAGCAGUUUCUACUUCCUGCCCUUUGACGGAAGAUGUUUUGUAAACAAGGCCACUUUUGAAAGGUACGAUCUAGACUUUUUCGACCCAAAUGUAUGGUAUGAAUAUGGAUUAUCUCCUUUGGUUAGCGACGAACGCUCUCGAGAGAACAGUAACUCAAGCUCACCGUCGUCAGAGAAGGACAAAGACAAGGACAAAGACCUUUUCAGCAUUCUUUCGCACGUUGACAUGAUCCGGAAGCCCAGCAUUGGCGGUAGUGAGGAAAAGGGGUUUAAAACUUCGCUCGAAGACUCUAAGAAUUACCUUGAGAGAACUCUUAAACGUACGAGGGUCUUUUUGGAAGAGCUUCAAUACGAUAAGACAAAACAAUACCCUCCUUUAGCCAUGGUUUAUGGCAACAGAGUGCCAACAGUUCGUGGCGCAAAAGUGAGCGGUCUUCAGCAAAUAAAGGAUGGCAUAUAUGAUGAAUUUUACUAUGGGCCUGGGGAUGGAGUGGUGCACCAUAAGUGGCUGCUUCCAGAGAGAAGAGGAUUCCCAGUUGUGGCAAAAGUUGCUUCUGAGUGUGCACAUGUUAGUUUAAUGACAGAUUUCGAAGCCAUGGCCAAAGCAUUUAUUUCUCUGGUUGAUGCUGAAAACAUAGCAUCUGAGACAGCCAGACUUAAUGAUUAA